AUGCUGGGCGCCAUUGUUGCGCUCGGCCUCGUCGCCGCUCAUGCGACUCAAGCGAUCCUCAUUCGCGACACCAUUCUACAAUGGUUCUGGCUUGCUUCGGUGGCUGAUGACAACUACUUGUAUAUCACGGGAGGCGAAUUUUAUGAGCCGGAAGAUGACGUGGUGACCAUGUACUAUCAGGGCAAUACGCUUGUGGUCGACCUCAGACAAUCCUGGACGAACCAGACAGUCGACGCUGUUACUUCAACACCUGAUCCAGAUGGAAUGAUAUAUGUCCGACAACCGAUGGUAUUUUACGACAAGACCCGGAACAAAAUAAGCCGCUAUGGCGGAUGGCCGUACGAAGUGACGGAUUUCCCAUCUUUGCUAUGGUCCUUCACUGCAGGAUCGUCUGGUGUUACGUGGAAGAAUGAGACGCCUCCUGCCACCGACGGCCUCGCAGCGAAUUCGCCAGGCCCGUUCGCCUCGGCGAACGCCUACACCAAUUCCACGUUCUACAACUUUGGUGGGAACGUCGUGAGCUCGUUACCCGACAUGACGGUUCUGUCUGGCCUCGUCACUCGAGACUUUGAGGCUCAAUCUUGGAUGAAUUCCACCGCCAUUCUCCCCAACCAGAGCAGAUAUCGCACGCAAGCCCGCAUGGUCCAUGCACCGACUUUUGGGAACCAGGGAUUUCUCGUCGUUGUCGGUGGGGAGGCCCCUCCUACGCAAGAAUCUGUUUACGAGGCUGGCGCUCAUAUGGUCGACAUGUCCGUCAUCACUCUGUAUGACAUUGAAACGGGGAACUGGUAUACGCAAACAGCGACAGGAGAUAUUCCACCUCCGAGGUCGGAGUUCUGUGCCGUCGGUGCAUCGUCCCGGGGUGGUGCCAGAUUUGAGCUGUUCGUUUACGGUGGUUCAACAAACGCCACAUUUGAUUUAAACCACAGCUCCGACGAGGGCUAUCUCAACGUCUACGCACUGUCCCUGCCGGCUUUCCGGUGGUUCAAGUCGAAUUCGACAACUCCCGUGCGUCGAGCUUGCAACGCUUGCACGGUCAUUGGGAACAGACAGAUGGUGUCGAUAGGUGGAAGAUUGCCCAGCUCUCUACAGGCAUUCGGCAGCGAAAAGGAUCCCUGGCCCAGCGGUCUGGGGGUUUUUGAUAUGACCGAUUUUGAAUGGGUCGACCAUUACGACGCAGCAGCUGCUGCAUACGAAACGCCUGAUGUGGUCAAGCAGUACUACUCGGAACGUUACAAGGAGCCAGAUUGGAGCGACGCGACAUUGGCCAGCGUAUUUGCGUUUACGCCACCCGCAAGCUCAUCAUCCGACAAUUCGACUUCCACGGACGGUUCUAGCAGUUCUUCGACUGGGCAAGCCUCACCGACGCCCCCGGCAGUCGUAUCUACCAAGAAGACCAACACCGGCGCAAUCGUCGGCGGAGUGAUUGGUGGCGUUGCGCUCCUCGCGAUCAUCCUGGGCCUGUGGUACUGGAUGGCAGUGCGACGCCGCCGACGAGCCCGGGCAGAAUUCGCCGCCAUGGCGGACAAAGACGGGGACGGAAACACAGAAGUCGAUUACAAGGAUCAAAAGUACACGCCACCGAUGGAAGCCGCGUCGACACCAAUGUACGAAGCAGACGACAACUCCCGCUCGGAAUUGAAUGGGUUGCCGCCCAAACCGCAGCUGAUAGCCGAGUUGCCUGUGAAUGAGGAGCCGGUGAGAAAUCCCGGCGCGGCCACGAGAUGA
Fonsecaea nubica is the source of this 1728-nucleotide messenger RNA. RefSeq lists its product as hypothetical. Lineage: Eukaryota; Fungi; Ascomycota; Eurotiomycetes; Chaetothyriales; Herpotrichiellaceae. The record is from RefSeq and is a predicted model, not a curated record. Gene Ontology annotation, molecular function: protein binding. Bases 1 to 1728 code for a protein of 575 amino acids. The transcript is spliced from 5 exons.